ACUCGGUCACCGAGGUCGCUGGCAUCGUCGACGUCUCGGCGCGACAGCGAGACCCAAUCCGCAGCCGCUUCGACCGCGCUCGCCGGUCCUCGCAUAGCGCCCGCGCGCCGUCGAGCGACCGAGCGCACGCCGUUCGCGAUGGCGUCCGUCGGUAGCCGCCCGUCGUCGCGCCGGCGAGCGCUCGCCGUCGCGGCGCUGUCCGUGGGCCUGGGCAGCGCCCAGUUCCAGUUCGAGAUCCCCGCGGGCAUGUUCGAGCAGAUGCACGGCAUGGGCGGCGGCGGGCGCAUGGGCGGCGGCGGCGGCGGCCGGCCGCGGGGCCCGAGCGCGCCGCAGGGCGUCCACGACAACUUCGACUGGCUCAAGGCGUCGAGCUGGAACUGGAACAACUGGCGGGACGUGCGCUUCGGCGCCGACGGCCGCUUCGAGGCGCCGACGCCCGACUGCGAGCGCGGCGGCUGCAAGUGGUCCGCGGACGAGACCACCGUCUACAUCCGCUGGGGCGAGGCGGGCCUCCACAAGCUCAAGCCCACGGCCAUGGAGGCGGCGCCGGGCACGAAGCUCAAGGGCAAGCGGGUCCAGGACGGCGAGCGCUGCACGGCGACCUUCCUCUCCAAGGACGAGCGCGACGAGGACCUGGACUUGUACGAGGUCUUGGGCAUCGACGACGAGGUGGACCAGAAGGCCAUCAAGAAGGCCUACCGCAAGCUGAGCCUGAAAUUCCACCCGGACAAGUGCGCCAAGGACAUCGAGUGCGCGAAGAUGAUGAACCGCGUGAACCUGGCCUACGAGGUCCUCGGCGACGAGGACAAGCGCAUCCUCUACGACACGGGCGGUUUGGAGAGCGUCAAGGAGGGCAUCGAGGAGGACGAGGGCGGCGGCGGCGGCAUGGACCCCUUCUCCAUGCUCUUCGGCGGCGGCCAGCAGCGGAAGCGCGGCGGCGGCAAGCGGGGCCAGGACGCGCACGUGGAGCUCGCCGUGAGCCUCGAGGACAUGUACCUGGGCAACGUCGUCGACGCGGCGAUCACGCGGCGCGUCGUCUGCCGCAAGUGCGCGGGCAAGAAGGACGGCAAGUGCGCGGGCUGCGGCCGCUGCCCGAACGAGGUCCGCAUGGUCCAGCGCGAGAUGCGGCCGGGCAUGAUCGUCCAGCAGCAGGAGGAGGUCCAGUCCAAGGAGAAGUGCAAGAACGAGGAGACGGUGCUCAAGGCCCACGUCGAGCAGGGCAUGGACAACGGCGCCGAAUUGACCUUCCCCCGCAUGUCCGAGCAGCUCCCGGGCCAGAUCCCGGGCAACAUCAUCAUGGCCCUCAAGCAGAAGCCCCACGCCAAGUUCACGCGCAAGGGCAACGACCUCCACAUGGACAUGGUCAUCACGCUCAAGGAGGCGCUGUUGGGGUUCUCGCGCAAGUUCGACCACCUCGACGGCCACCCCGUCGUCGUGAGCUCCUCGAAGAUCACCAAGCCCGCGGAGGUGAAGCGCAUGAAGGGCGAGGGCAUGCCCAUCCACAACUUCCCCUCGGAGCACGGCGACCUCUUCGUCAAGUUCCAGUUCAAGAUGCCGAACCAGCUCUCCGAGGAGCAGAAGACGCUCAUCGGCCAGAUCUUCGACCAAUAGAUCCCUGGCGAGCGCCGGCGCGCGCAAUCUUUUAACCUCUGCCAGCUAGCUAAUGGACGACGGUU
This is a messenger RNA of Aureococcus anophagefferens, 1676 nucleotides long. RefSeq lists its product as hypothetical. The transcript has 2 exons. Gene Ontology annotation, biological process: protein refolding. The record is from RefSeq and is a predicted model, not a curated record. Gene Ontology annotation, cellular component: cytoplasm. Bases 139 to 1611 code for a protein of 490 amino acids. Lineage: Eukaryota; Pelagophyceae; Pelagomonadales; Pelagomonadaceae. Gene Ontology annotation, molecular function: Hsp70 protein binding.